This is a messenger RNA of Neurospora tetrasperma FGSC 2508, 378 nucleotides long. RefSeq lists its product as uncharacterized. The coding region runs from base 1 to 378 and encodes 125 amino acids. The record is from RefSeq and is a predicted model, not a curated record. Lineage: Eukaryota; Fungi; Ascomycota; Sordariomycetes; Sordariales; Sordariaceae. The transcript has 2 exons.
AUGAGCACCUCCCUCUUCUGGAAAGUCGGUGCCAUCUACGGCGCCGCCGCCGUCGGUCUUGGCGCCUUUGGUGCUCACGGGCUCAAGAAGCGCAUUUCUGAUCCCAACAAGAUUGCCAGUUGGUCGACGGCUGCUCACUACCAGCUGGUCCACUCGGCCGUCAUCCUCGUCGCGAGUCAUCACCCCGUCGCUUCCGCCCUCUUCACCGCAGGCAUGACCAUGUUCAGCGGCAGCAUCUAUGCUUUGACCCUCGAUACCGAGCGCUUCAGGUUCUUGGGUCCUGUGACACCAGUCGGAGGUCUGUUUCUGAUUGCGGGCUGGUUGGCGCUGGCUUUUGCGUCCAAGGGGAGUGCCGUCGCUAGGUUCCCUCGUUUCUAG